Dioscorea cayenensis subsp. rotundata (Guinea yam) is the source of this 681-nucleotide messenger RNA. RefSeq lists its product as uncharacterized. The record is from RefSeq and is a predicted model, not a curated record. The transcript is spliced from 2 exons. The coding region runs from base 8 to 424 and encodes 138 amino acids. Lineage: Eukaryota; Viridiplantae; Streptophyta; Magnoliopsida; Dioscoreales; Dioscoreaceae.
AGAGAAUAUGGGCUCAUUUGGUUCCGGGCCGGGCCGGACGAGUGGGUGGAGCGUGUUCGACGGCGUGAAGGCCUUCCCGGCGGCGCCGGAAACCCUAAUGGCCGAGAUCGACGCCGCCGUCGCCGCCUCCGAGUACGCCCGGGCCACCGCCCUCCUCUCCCCUCUCUGUGACGCUGACGGUGAUGAUCCAGUGGAGCACGAUUUGAAAGUCGCCGAUGAGGCCUACAAGGCGGCGCGGGCGGCGUUGGCCGCCGGAAGGCCGGACACUGCUCUGAUAUCUCUUCAGGUCGCGCUUGCUGCCUGCCCGCCUGAGAAGACGUCGGCGAUCUCCAAACUUCGGGCUCUUGUUUCCAUUGCUUCAUCUCAGCAACAGAAGGCGCAGAUCGUCCGAAAAAAUAAGCAGCUUGCUGUGAAUAUCUGCUGAGAAAACACGGAGAAUUCUCUUCUGGACAUGAUCAAGUGUGUAUUAUUUUCUAUUCAACAUUGAGCUUCGACGUGAGCUUCGCCGUGUAUAUAGUGGAGACACCCAGUUAGUUUUCAGUUAUCUCAUCACUUCCAAACUUCUUUAUCUCUGCUGUAAAUAAAAUUCAUCUGUACUUGAUGCAGACUUUUUACUGCUUCAUUCAAUCCUUCCACCAAAUGAAAUGUUUGAAUAAUAGACUGGAAUUUUUACUUUGUUUC